AUGAAGCAAAACAAUGAGAUCAACGAUACUUUGGUGCCAUUGACAGGAAAGCGCCUCCGCUUGGGAGAUCAUGAAUACAAACUGAGCGCACCAAUUGCUACUGGCCCAUUUUCAUCAGUUUUCCUGGUAGAGGAGGACGGAGUUCCAUAUGCAAUGAAGGUCGAAGCUGAAAAAAGUUGUGUUCGGCCUGUUUUGAAGCUAGACCAUGCAGUUCUCACGGCUCUAGGAAAUCAGACAGGAUUCCCAUCACUUAUGGAUUCUGGCAGAACUGAUAGUUUUAAAUAUAUUGUAAUGCAACUCGUCGGUCCGGAUCUCUCAACACUUCUCGAGUUUGCACCACAAAACCGCUUUUCUCAGUCGACAAUUUACAAAAUUGCACUUCAAACAUUAGACCGUCUCCGCGUGCUUCAUCAUGCCGGGUGGCUAAAUCGAGAUGUUAAAGCUCAGAAUUUUGCGGUAGGAUUUGGAGAAGAGAGCAAUAUUGUGUAUAUGCUGGAUUUUGGUUUGACCAGAAGAUUUUUAGAACUGGACGGGAGUCGCCACCUUCUCCGUCCCUGGGGUCCUUCGGUUGGCACAUUCCCCUAUGCUCCACUGAGCUCUCUUGGAUUUCUAGAUCAAACUCCAGCUGAUGAUGUUGAAGGCUGGCUUUACAUGAUAAUUCACUUGCUAAACGGUCUACCUUGGCACAAUUCCAAAAGAUCGCUAAGUCUCGCAAAAGUUCGAGAAUGGAAGAUGUAUUGUCGACGAGCUGGAGGCAGAACACAACUUUUCCGAGAUAUUCCGGAUGGCUGGUCUGAUGUUUUUGAUAUUAUUCUGAAAACUUCUUAUCAAGAAUACCCAGAUUACACCAAAAUUUUGAAUAAAGUCAUGUCGAUGCUCGUACGGAGAGAAUUGACCUGACAGAGCCUUUCGAUUGGCAGGUAAAUCCAGUGCUUCGUUCACUGGUCCGUCUAGGUCCAUUGAGCUGUGACGAGCUGACUUCUCAAACGUGUGGAACUCCGAGAGCGACCCGGAUGGUUAUUUCACCAAUUUGA
Caenorhabditis elegans is the source of this 1034-nucleotide messenger RNA. NCBI's taxonomy places the organism in Eukaryota, Metazoa, Nematoda, Chromadorea, Rhabditida, Rhabditidae. The record is from the annotation of a RefSeq genome assembly.